AUGGGCGCCGACAAGCCCAACGGUGUGAUCAACUACUGCCGCCGACCUCCUCAGAGACCAUUUCUCCAAAGGAUCAAAUAUGGGAUCUGGAAUCCAGAAGAGAGGACAUUUCUUGGAAGGACUGGAAAGCGAUGGGGUGUGAUCGGUCUCAUUUACCUGGUGAUGUACAUCUGUAUCAUCAUCUUCUUCUCUAUCUGCAUGACUGGACUGAUGGCUACUAUGGACGAGAAGAUACCGUACUUCACGCUAGCUGACUCCAUCAUAGGUGCGAACCCAGGCAUGGGCCAUAGACCUCUAUUAUUCGAAGAAGGAGCCCUCAUCUGGUACAAUGCCACCAAUUCCACACACGUCCAGAAGUAUGUGGACAAUAUCAACGACUUUUUGGCUCCAUAUAAUAACAAAACCUUGUUGAUUAACAAGGGUGUGAAUCAGCGUGAUUGCAAAGGCGUUAAACCGCCACGAGGUGAGGUUUGCAGCUUCAACACGACGCUAUUUGGACCUUGCUCGGAGGAGAACGGUUAUGGAUACGCGAAUCAAACGCCGUGUCUCAUCGUCAAAUUGAAUAGGUUAUAUGAUUUUAUUCCCGACUUCUAUGACGAUCCCGGAGACUUACCAAGUGAUAUGCCACCUGACAUCAAAGAAUACAUCGUCAACGCUACUGCACAAGAACGUCGUAAAGUGUGGGUAUCGUGCAAGGGCGAGCGUCCAGCAGACACUGAAGCGCUGGGUAAUCUCAAAUACUACCCGUACCCAGGUCUCUCCGAGACAUACUUCCCGUAUGAUAACACACCUGGCUACCUCAGCCCUUUAGUCGCAGUUCAACUGUUAAACCCUAAACUGGGCCAGAUUAUAAACAUCAGGUGCAGAGCGUGGGCCAGAAACAUCCAGUACACAGAAAGCUUGAAGGAAAGGCUUGGCUCCACUCAUUUGGAAAUCAUGAUUGACUGA
Arctia plantaginis is the source of this 948-nucleotide messenger RNA. Lineage: Eukaryota; Metazoa; Arthropoda; Insecta; Lepidoptera; Erebidae. The record is from the annotation of a GenBank genome assembly.